AGAGUAGCCUCGACCUCGUUACAGCCAGAGAUUACAGAGUGCGUGAGGAGAAUCAUCGGGCACAUCUCGAAGUGGCUUACUGGUACUUUUUAAAGCUCACAAUAACACAUGUGCGCAGAAGGAAACAUUUUCGGGAUUUUGAUCUGAAGUGAAUAACAACAUUAUUUUAUUUGUUGGCCUAAUACUUUUCAACGUUAUUCUCGCAGUGAAAUCAGAGACGGGUCUGCCUUUUAUCCUUGGCAUUUCGGUGUCCUUGUGCGCAAUUGGACAUAAUUUUCAGAACCUGAAUUGGGAGUAAAUUUUUGGGAACGAACAAUAAUGUUACUGUCCAAAUUUGGCUCAUUUUCCCAUAUUUGCAGCACGUCCAACAUGGAUUUGCCAGUGAAAAUACAGCUUCAGCAGCAAGGUAUGGAAUUUCCCUACGUAAUUAUGUGACAUUAGGUUAUUUCCUAUAACGUUACAGCUCAGUUGGACCCACAUGAUAUGAAACGACUGCGUCAAUAAAUGGGCAUUAGUGGUAGCUAUUAUUGUAGGCUAUUACAGAAUCUUUUCCAAUAUAGUUUCGUGAUUAUUUGACAUGUCAGACAUUGGAGGAUUUGCCGGCAAGUCUGACCUUAAAUCUGGAGCCAUUUUGAAACCCUCGUGCUGGAGCGCAUUUUGUGCCUGAAGGUUGUUUGAGAUUGCAACUACAUUUAAAUUUAAAUUUAAUUAACAGUGAAGGUGGAGAAGGAGCCAUUCGAUAAAGUAUACCAGGUGGGAUCCGUACUAGGAAGCGGGGGAUUCGGUACGGUCUACGCCGGUAGUCGGAUUUCAGACUGUUUGCCGGUAAGGGGAACAUUUUAAACUGCUUUGUUUUGAUCGCACCACAUGGCCGCAAUGUUCGCUGCGUCCACUGAUGCGGUUCUCAUUAUCACUAUGCCUUUUUUUUUUAUUCCAGGUUGCUGUAAAACAUGUAGCCAAAGAGAGAGUUACGGAAUGGGGUACCCUUGUAAGUAUUAUAUCCUACGUGUUUUUGUAUUAUUUGAAUGUAGGUUAUUCCCGCAAAUUGUUGUUUGGGAUUACAUUGUAACCAUCUGCUAUUGUUUCAUUUAAAGAACGGUUCAUUGGUGCCUCUGGAGAUUCUGCUCUUGAAAAAGGUGGGCACCACUUUCCGAGGCGUUAUAAAGCUGAUUGAUUGGUACGAGCGACCCGAUGGCUGGUUAAUAAUCAUGGAACGACCGGAGACUGUCAAGGAUUUGUUUGACUAUAUAACCGAGAAGGGAGCUUUGGACGAAGACACAGCGCGUGGAUUUUUCCGUCAGGUCUUGGAAGCGGUACGACAUUGCUACAAUUGUGGAGUGGUCCAUAGGGACAUCAAAGAUGAGAACCUGCUCGUGGAUCUACGCAGCGGAGAACUCAAGCUCAUUGACUUUGGUUCAGGGGCGAUUCUCAAGGACACCGUUUACACAGACUUUGACGGUAGGUCCAUGGCGUGCAUUUCUUGACUUGUUGCAGUUUAACACAGUCAGUUGAUGAAUAUUGGCCAUUGCAAUUACCUUUUAACGUUCAAAGCAACCUGGAUGGUGAUGCAGCUUUUCCUCACACCUUGCUUAUAGCCUAUCCCACUAUUGGGGCCACAUUUAACACCAUUCAUAGUCCCCUAUCUUUUUUAAGGCUUUGGAAAUAUCUAUUGUAAAUCCUAGUUCAAUUGAAUUUGCUACUUUGUUAAACUAAAUGUUAAUAACAAUGUGUUUGUUACAUUAUUGCCUGCAGAUUCAUAGAAUGGGGGUAGAAACAUUGUUGCACACAGCACUUUUUAAAUGAUUGGCUACUUUAAAAAUGGUCAGCUGCCAUGUAACAUCUGUUUGUUGUGAAACCUGAGUCUUGGAUGCAUGUGAAGGCCCACAUCACGCUUCCUGUUUUUGUUUGGUAUCCAAGUUACUCGUGCCCUUGGGGGGGGGGGGGGGGGUCACAGUAAUGGGGAGGAAAAUGGUUCUUUGUUAUGGGGAGGACGUGUAGGGGUUAUUUCAAGAAACAAAACCAAUUAUUGUGGCCUAAAAUUAGCAGUUGCUGUGCGUCUGCUAAAUGACUGAAAUGUAUUUGGUCUUCCCCCUAGUAUUUUCUAGUCAGCCUCAGGCAGCACGCAGACAGUGUAGACACUGCAGGGGUGGGGGGAGGGAUCAGACUGGCUGGUGGGUUUUUCUAUGGGAAGAUCCUCUCUCCUUCUCAACCCAUUGGAGGACAAGGUCAGAGGGGCGGGACCUCUGGCUUUCUCAUCCAAUGGGUUUUGAGAAGGAGAAUAAGAGUAUGCAAUUGAGAACUUCAAGAGCUGUCAGCUGACUGAAAGCUCCUUUAUGGUGUUGCAGUCUGGUUCACAUCCAAGGAUGGGUUCAUUACACACAAGUGCAUUGUUUGCCUAUAUCUUUCUGUUUUAGGUUCAACUAUUAGUACCACAUUCUGAAAUGUAAAAUUGUCUUUGUCUUUUCCACCCUUUUCAGGCACAAGGGUAUACAGUCCACCAGAGUGGAUCCGAUUCCAUAGGUACCACGGACGGUCUGCAACGGUAUGGUCACUUGGCGUGCUGCUAUACGACAUGGUGUGUGGCGACAUACCCUUUGAACAAGAUGAGGAGAUCCUUGGGGGAUGCCUGUUUUUCAGGAGGAAAGUGUCUACUGGUACGCGUCUCACUCUGUCCUCCUGCUGCUGUCUCCUUUAGUUUACAUUGUAUGUCUGUCAACCUGCCUGCCUGUGUUGGUCCUCUCCGGUGGGUUUUCAGGUGUUAAACUUCUCAUUCUCUCGCUCUCUCCACAGAGUGUCAACAACUGAUCAAGUUGUGCCUCUGCCUCAGGCCCUCUGACAGACCCACACUGGAGCAGAUCUUUGACCACCCGUGGAUGCGUGUCCCAAUCGACGACUCAAAAAUGGAGAGUUGUGACAUCACGCUGCAUGCAAUUACCCCUGACUCCUCAUCAAGCACAAACUCAAGCAAAGAAAGCCUCUGAUUGGACAACCUUGUGUGAAGGGGACAUUUGCAGACCUGUGGACUUGUGGUUCCUCAGUCUCAAUAGGAGCGUGUUAACAGGACUUUUCGUUGGCAACUAUAAUUUAUGGUUUUCCUCUAACUCUGUCAUUGUUAUUUUGAGGAAAUGUUUCCUCACCUGGGAACUUGUUACUUGGGUGGUUUGACCAGCAUUCUUUUAUUUCAAGAUUUAUUUUUAGCUGGUUCAUGUUCUGUAACCCCCUUAUAUCCAGAUCUCCUGGCUGCUCUUAUAGAGCAUGAACUUUGUUUUUGUAUUUUCAUUGAUUUGGAGUGCCUUUUUUAAAAUAUUUUUUUGCUGCUUUGGUGUGGCUGUAGUCAUAUGAACCUUGCGUUGGGUCGUCUGCAUGAGAAAUACCUAACCAGAGUAACCCCAUCUCGCAAAGAACCAAUCCCAUGACAGGACCAUGUGAUGCAGGAUCCCACCCACCGUCAUGGUGGAAUACUUGAAACGCACACUCAUCCACACCACAAACUUUCUGCUGCUCUUUCACUGUAAAUGUCUGCACAGCUGUGCGGAAAUGGGGUUCAUCAUCUGUUUCUCUGAAUGUGUACCGAAAGCAUCAAAACCUCUCUCCCUCAAUGGCGUCGUAGGGUUUCAUACACUUGCGUUUCUGUACCCCAUCUCUGCUGACACUACACAGCCCCAAUAUUGGCUUGGCUGGGACCUGUGUGUGAAAUGCACAAUCAAUGCAAUAUUCAUGGACUUUUUCAUUUCUUCUUACUAUUAGUAUGUAUAUUUAUGUACAUUCUCCCAUGUAAAAUUAUUUAUUUGUACUAGACAUUCCACACUGUGGCUAUUUAUUUAUUUUAUCAAUUUAAGGAAAUCCCAGAAAUAAAAUUAUACAUGGCCUUUUUUGCAUUCCGGUAAUUUCUCAUUUAGAAAUCACAAUUGUUCUAUAUUGGUUAUCUAUUGAAAAAUAAGAACAAAACAAUUGAACUUGUGGUUGACCCAAUCUUAAAUCUCAUUAAUGCCUUCAAUGAGACUGAAAUGUGAGUUUAAAUUCAAAAUGGGUGAAAUAAUGAUGGGAGAUUAUUUUCAUACCAAAAUUUCAAAUAAACCUUUUGUAUAUUAA
This is a messenger RNA of Coregonus sp. 'balchen', 4092 nucleotides long. Lineage: Eukaryota; Metazoa; Chordata; Actinopteri; Salmoniformes; Salmonidae. The record is from the annotation of a GenBank genome assembly.